AUGGAAGGGAACAAAGAUGACGCUUUGAAAUGCUUAAGAAUCGGUAAACAAACUAUGGAAGCUGGAGAUCGAAGCCGAGCCUUGAAAUUCAUCUCCAAAGCUCGUUGUCUCGAUCCCACUCUUCCGGUCGAUGAUCUCUUAUCAGAGAUUGAGAAAGAACCCAAUGGGCUCGGCGAUCCACAACCUCAAGGCUCCUCCGGGCCCACCAAUAAUGGCACAUCGAAGCCAUCGAAACCGUCCGAUCAGCCAUCGGUCCGCCACCAAGGUCCGUAUUCAUUGUCGGCCUCAUCGGCAUCCGCGUCGGCCUCGUACACAGAGGAGCAAAUCGCGAUCGUGAGGCAGAUUAAGAAGAAGAAAGACUACUAUGAGAUUUUGGGGGUGGAGAAGAGUUGCAUGGUCGAGGAUCGCCUGAGAUCUACGGAUUCGACGAUCCAAACCCUUACUACUCCCAAUCUUCGUUCAGCUCCAACGGUCCAGUGCUUCCGCCACCGACUGAAAUGGAGCCAGAGGAAGGUUUUGCUCUUCGUGAAUGGAGGCGGUGAGCAUUUCAGUCCUUUUGAUUUUUGA
Quercus robur (English oak) is the source of this 567-nucleotide messenger RNA. RefSeq lists its product as uncharacterized. The record is from RefSeq and is a predicted model, not a curated record. Gene Ontology annotation, molecular function: Hsp70 protein binding. Gene Ontology annotation, cellular component: endoplasmic reticulum membrane. Gene Ontology annotation, biological process: cellular response to misfolded protein. The transcript has a single exon. NCBI's taxonomy places the organism in Eukaryota, Viridiplantae, Streptophyta, Magnoliopsida, Fagales, Fagaceae. Bases 1 to 567 code for a protein of 188 amino acids.